AUGACGACCCGCAUAGCGCCGGGCGUGGGUGCGAACCUGCUCGGGCAGCACUCGGCGGAGCGCAACCAGGACGCCACCACCUACGUCGGCAACCUCGACCCUCAGGUUUCUGAGGAGCUUCUAUGGGAAUUGUUUGUCCAAGCAGGCCCUGUUGUUAAUGUGUAUGUCCCAAAAGACAGAGUUACGAAUUUACACCAGGGAUAUGGAUUUGUAGAAUUCAGGAGUGAGGAAGAUGCAGAUUAUGCCAUUAAGAUUUUGAACAUGAUCAAACUAUAUGGUAAGCCCAUAAGAGUAAACAAGGCUUCCCAGGAUAAGAAGAGCUUGGACGUUGGAGCAAAUCUGUUUAUUGGCAAUCUUGAUCCGGAUGUUGAUGAGAAGCUGCUAUAUGAUACCUUCAGUGCAUUUGGAGUGAUUGUAACUAAUCCUAAGAUAAUGCGAGAUCCUGAAACUGGAAAUUCUAGAGGCUUUGGUUUUGUGAGCUAUGACUCCUUUGAAUCAUCUGAUCAAGCAAUAGAGGCCAUGAACAACCAACAUUUAUGCAACCGGCCAAUCACUGUCUCUUAUGCUUACAAGAAAGACACGAAAGGAGAGCGCCAUGGCACACCAGCAGAGCGACUGCUGGCAGCAAACAAUCCAGGAUCUCAGAAGAAUAGGCCACACACAAUGUUUGCAAGUGGUCCGCCGACCCAAGGUCUUCCAAAUGGUGGUCCCCCUGUGCCACGGCCUUAUGGCAAUGGCACAAUUCCGGGACAGAUUCAACACAUUCGACAACCACCUCCACCUGUUGGACAAUUCCCCCCUCCAAUGCAGAUGCACGGGCAACCUGCUUGGCCCGCUCCUCAACAAUCUAUGCCGCCCCCCAUGACAUCGCAACUCCAGUACAGGCUCCCAGUGAGGCCACCACCACCAAAUAUGAUGCCCCCUCCGGUUGGCAUGGUAAGGCCGCCACCUCCUCCCACUGGUAUGUCAGCACCACCUAUGUGGAUGCCACACCCACCCCCGCCACAACAAGGUGGAAUGCCUCCGCCUCCCAUGUCUAUGCCGCCACCGCCUCCACCACCAUCUGGUUAA
Messenger RNA from Miscanthus lutarioriparius, 1071 nucleotides. The record is from the annotation of a GenBank genome assembly. Lineage: Eukaryota; Viridiplantae; Streptophyta; Magnoliopsida; Poales; Poaceae.